This is a messenger RNA of Paramecium primaurelia, 531 nucleotides long. The record is from the annotation of a GenBank genome assembly. NCBI's taxonomy places the organism in Eukaryota, Ciliophora, Oligohymenophorea, Peniculida, Parameciidae.
AUGACAUUUCUUAACUAUGAAAUUCAAAUUCAAUUUCUAAAUUUAAUUAUAUAAAUGCCUCCAAAUAUUUAAUAAUCUAAUUACUUUAUAUUAACAGCUACUUUACUAUUGAUGUAUUAUUACUUAAAUUAACCAUUAACUCUUUAUACUUAUCAAAAUAUAUCACUCAAUCAUCAUCUUAAUUUAUAAAUAUUAAAUUUCAUUAUCAAUACUAUGAAUUCAAGUACUCUUAGACUCAUUUAUUUUAACUAAUAUUUUAUUAACUUUUAUAUACUUACAUAUCUUUAUACUCAAUAUGUUUUACAUUUAUAUUUUUACUAUCUUAUUUUUAACAAUUACUAAAAUAUUUUUAAUAUAUCUUUAAAUUCAUCUAUUUUCUAUAAUUAAAUAAGAAAACAUUAUCUUAUUAUAUUCUCUAUCAACAUCACAUCCUCAUUAUUCUUAACAUUAUUCAGAAUUACUUUUUCAUUAACUUAAUUCUAAUACAACUUAAUUAACAUCAAAAUCAUGGAAAAUAUGCUCUCUUUUUGA